AUGGAAGAUGUGAUAGUGGAAGCCCUUCUAUCUAAUGAACGGGAAGCUCAGAUUUUAGCUGCCAGAGAACUUGGUAAACUUGCAACCAAACUAAGACAGAAGUUAGCAGAAAGAGGGAUCAUUUCUCGGCUCGUUACGAUGCUUCGUAAGCAAGUUUAUGAAGCCGCUGAAGCGGCACUCUGCUCUGCUUUAAACAAGAUCCGAAUUGCAAAUUCUGGUGCCAUACCAGUAUUGCUGGAGAUCAUUCAAUGCCAAAAAGAGUCAUUGAUUGACCUUGCAGCAGCAGCCCUCUUGGUUCUUUCUUCUUGCUCUGCUAACAAGUUAGCAAUCGCAGCAUCUGGGGCUGUCCGAAUCCUGGUUGGAUCUCUGAAUUCCCAAUUGGCAGAAGAACGCGGUUUCCAGAAUCUAAGCGUGCAGGCUAAGCUCGAUAUCAUAUCCAUAUUUCACAAUCUCUCCACCCAUCCUCAGAUAAUCCCAUCUAUUGUUUUGGGGUGGGGGAGGAGGCGGUGGUUGGGGAAGUGA
Coffea eugenioides is the source of this 522-nucleotide messenger RNA. RefSeq lists its product as uncharacterized. The transcript is spliced from 2 exons. Lineage: Eukaryota; Viridiplantae; Streptophyta; Magnoliopsida; Gentianales; Rubiaceae. Gene Ontology annotation, molecular function: protein binding. Gene Ontology annotation, cellular component: nucleus; cytoplasm. The record is from RefSeq and is a predicted model, not a curated record. The coding region runs from base 1 to 522 and encodes 173 amino acids.